AUGGAGUAUUAUCAGCAUUAUCGUAGUUGGAUGUAUGACAGAACAUUUCCGGGAAGAAGGGGAUUAAAACCCCAUUUUGUGGAAGGAGUUCACGGAUUUAUUUCAUGGGCAUGGGGACAACAAGCUUGUAAAGAUGAGGGAGGGAUAAGAUGUCCGUGUCUGAAAUGUGCGUGUAGAUAUAUAAAGACUGACCCCAAUGAAGUGAAGAAACACUUGGAGAAAGUUGGAUUUAUGCUUGAUUAUUGGGUUUGGAUUUAUAACGGUGAACAAUUUCAAAAUUUUGGGGUGGGAGUCAAUGCACAAGCUACGAGUAGUGGAAUAAAUGUGGAUGACAACGAGCAAUUCAACGAUGAACAAUUCAACAUGAUGAAUGAUAUGGUCGCUGAUGCUUUAGGUGUGGAAUUGUCUUACAAUAAUGACGUUGAAGAUGAACAAGGCGAACAACCCCCAAAUGAGCAAGCCCAGAGAUUUUACGAGUUGUUGAAUGAAUGUAAUGUCCCACUGUUUGAAGGGUGUACGCAAUCAAAGUUAUCAAUGUGUGUCAGACUUUUAGCUCAUAAGGCAAAAUAUGGUGUUGCUGAUAAAGGCGUGGAUGAAAUUACGGAGAUGUUGUUGGAUGUGACUCCUUUUAAAGAUAAUUUGCCAGCAACUUAUUAUGACGCUGAGAGGUUGGUGAUGAGGUUGGGAUUAAAAGUUGAUAAGAUUGAUUGUUGCAUAAACGGCUGCAUGUUGUUUUAUGACAAUGAAUUUGGGAAAAAUGACGGAGCAUUGGUGGAAUGCAAAUUUUGUCAAAGUCCACGGUAUCGUCUAACCAAGAGUGGGAGGAUUCCGAAUAAGACAAUGUUUUACUUGCCAAUAAUACCAAGAUUACAAAGAUUGUUUGCAUCGAUGAAAACUGCUAGUCAUAUGACGUGGCAUCAUUCAAACAAAAUUCCUGGAGUCAUGCGACAUCCAUCUGAUGGUGAAGCUUGGAAACACUUUGAUGAAGUAUAUCCUGAUUUUGCAGCAGAUCCGCGUAAUGUAAGACUUGGAUUGUGCUCUGAUGGUUUCACUCCACAUAUCCAGGCAUCAGGGAAACCCUAUUCUUGUUGGCCGAUCAUUGUAACCCCAUACAAUCUCCCUCCUGAGAUGUGCAUGACAAAGCCGUACAUGUAUUUGGCGUGUGUUGUUCCAGGGCCAGAUAACCCUAAAGCAGGCAUAGAUGUGUUUCUAGAACCUUUAAUUGAUGAUUUGAGGAGGUUAUGGAUUGGAGAAUUGACAUACGAUAUUUCAACCAAACAGAAUUUUCUAAUGAGAGCAUCUUUGAUGUGGACAAUUAAUGAUUUUCCUGCGUAUGGCAUGUUGUCUGGUUGGUGCACUCAUGGGAAAAUGGCUUGUCCACAUUGUAUGGAAAAUAGGAAGGCGUUUACUUUGGAAAAUGGAGGGAAGAGUUCGUGGUUUGAUCAUCGUUGUUUCUUGCCUCAUGAUCACCCGUUUAGAAAAAGUAAGAAUGGCUUCCUAAAGGAUCAGAGAGUAGUAGUUGGCCCGCCCCCUAAAAUCACAUCAGAAGAGGUGUGCACAAGAGUUAGUGAUUAUCCUAAAGUCACUGAUUUUGGCACAACUGUCCCAAUACCAGGAUACGGAGUUGACCACCACUGGACAAAAAAAAGUAUAUUUUGGGACCUCCCCUAUUGGAAAGAUAACUUGCUCAGACAUAAUCUUGAUGUAAUGCACAUUGAGAAGAAUUUUUUUGACAACAUAUUUAACACAGUGAUGGAUGUUAAAGGGAAGACAAAAGAUAAUGAGAAAGCCAGAAAAGACUUAGAAGUGUAUUGUAAAAGAAGGGACUUGGAGUUAAAACCUCAACCGAAUGGAAAGUUGUUGAAACCCAAGGCAAUAUACGCUCUAACUUCCGAAGAAGCUAAUGCAGUUUGUCAAUGGUUGAAAGAUUUGAGAAUGCCUGACGGAUGUUGUUCUAACUUGGGCAGGUGUGCCGAUGUUAAAACUGGAAGGGUAAUUGGAAUGAAAAGUCAUGAUAAUCAUGUUUUCAUGGAGCACUUACUACCAAUGCAUCUGGCAUAUGAGGCUAAGCUUGGCGGGCCUGUUCAAUAUAGGUGGAUGUACCCUUUUGAAAGAUUCAUGGGAGAUUCAAAACGAUCUAUUCAAAAUAGAGCUAGAAUUGAAGGAUCAAUUUGUGCUGUUUACGUUCAUAAGGAAACCUCAUACUUUCUCGGUCAUUACUUCAUCGACCGUGUGCUUGUUCCAACCACUACACGAAAUGAAGUUUAUGUUGACAGUGAAAGAGACCCGUUGACCUUAUCAGUUUUCAAUCUACCUGGUCGCCACGCUGGCAAGGCGAGGCAACAUUGGAUGAUAGAUGCGAAAGAGUACCGAUCAGCUCAUGUUCAUGUCUUAAUUAAUUGCACGGAGGUUAAACCAUACCUUGAAGAAUUUAAUACCUUUUAUGAAGAAUUUGGUGAUGAUUCGUCUGGUUACAUACAUGAAUAUUUUCCUGGUUGGUUUAAACAAAAAGUAUUCAAUGCCGAACCAACACAUGAAAUCCUUCGUUUAAGAGGUUUAGCUCAAGGUCCUUUACAAUGUGCCACUGAAUAUCAUACAUACUUCGUAAAUGGAUAUAAGUUUCAUACCCAAUCAUGGAGUGAGGGGAAGAAGACAUAUAACAGUGGUGUAUAUGUAAAAGGAGUUACAGAAGGAGGUGCAGAUGACUUCUAUGGCGUGAUCAAACACGUUUACGAGUUAUUUUACAAUCAAGAUAAAGUGGUGUUAUUUUAUUGUGACUGGUUUGAUCCCUCGCCUAGGUGGACAAAAAUGAACAAAAUAAGCCACAAUGUUGACAUUCGAGUGGACAAAAAGUAUAAUGUGUAUGAUCCGUUUAUCAUGGCACAUAAUGUUAGGCAAGUGUACUAUGUUCCUUAUCCCCCAACGCAACCACGCAAACGAGGGUGGUCGGUUGCAAUCAAAACAAAACCAAGGGGUCGCAUUGAGACUGAAGAACCAACUGAUGAAGUUGAGCAAAUUGAUGAAAUUUCAAAUGUUAAUGAGUUAAUUGAAGUUGAGCCGGUUACAGAUUGGCGUGAUGCACAAGUUGAAGGGGAUCAUGUUGAUCCUGAUGUUUUGUUAACUCCUAAUGAAGAUGAAAAUGAUGAGGAUGAUGUUGGUUUCGAAGAGCCCAAUGUUGAAAGGGAUCUGGAUGAAGGGGAUCAAGUCAAUGAAAGUGUUUUUGGAUUAUAA
This is a messenger RNA of Medicago truncatula (barrel medic), 3231 nucleotides long. RefSeq lists its product as uncharacterized. The transcript is spliced from 3 exons. The record is from RefSeq and is a predicted model, not a curated record. NCBI's taxonomy places the organism in Eukaryota, Viridiplantae, Streptophyta, Magnoliopsida, Fabales, Fabaceae. The coding region runs from base 1 to 3231 and encodes 1076 amino acids.